Molecule: messenger RNA, 492 nt
Organism: Symbiodinium pilosum
Lineage: Eukaryota; Dinophyceae; Suessiales; Symbiodiniaceae
Source: the annotation of a GenBank genome assembly
GCCUUCAGCUUCCGCCCUCCCUGCACUCCGCUGGAUGUUGCCUCGCCUUAUCAGAGCACCUGGAGCUGCACCGACAACCUCACCGAUGCUGCGCCAGUGCACUGGACAGGCGACGAGCUCGACUGGGUAGGUUUGGUGCGCGUGGGUGAUGCCGUAUACCGCUGGCUGGGCGCACCGGUGCUGGAGAUUGCAGCUGCUCGCCAGAUAAGUGUGGAGGUCUUGCCUACGCUGAGCCGCUAUGUGUUUCAGGCAGGAUCGGCGACACUGACAGUGGAGUUUCUGACGCCGGCCAUUGAUCACGACAAGGACUACGUGUGGGCCACCUGCCCUGUCACAACCGUCAGCUUUAAGCUUGAAGGAAGCCCCUCCGCGGAGGUCUACUUCGACAUGUCGGCUGCGACUGCGACGCAGAAGGAUGAUGAGGAGGUCACCUGGUCGCGGGACGCGGGCCCUGGGAUAGAGGUCAUCCGCGCGGGAACCACCGCACAGAAG